GGCUUUUCUCAUUUUGGACUGGGCUUAGGCCCAAUUAUGUCAAAUGACUCUCGCUACCCUCUGAUACAGGGAGAAAGAUGGAAGAAGACCUCAACAACGUGGUUCCAUGCUCCUCCCUCGCCGUCGAGUCUAGCCUCCGCGUCGGAACGGCUGGUGCAAUCUGGGGCUUGUGUUAUGGUCCCUAUGAAGCUCGUCAACAGGGUCUUACUGGCAUUCCACGAGUUUCUUUUGUGGCGAACACGGUCGGCAAGUUUGGGAUUCGAUGCGGACUUGUAGCUGGAGUUUUCAGCAUUACGAGAUGUAGGAUUCAGCAAUACAGGAGGCAAGAUGAUUGGGUCAAUGGUCUGAUUGCGGGAGCUGUGGCAGGUGCAUCUGUUGCUGUUGCUGCCGGGACACGGAAAUGGACGCAGGUGAUUGGAAUGACAGGUUUUGUUUCUGCUUUUUGUGCUGCAGCUGACUACUCCAGAACAUCUUAAAAUGACAUGAGAAACCGUGGGCAGAGAUAUUUGAUCCAGGUUUCUUGGAAGACAUCAACAAGCAAAAUUCUUUGCUAUUUGGUAGUUUUCAAAGAUUGUAUUUUUUUUUUGUUAUUUAUGUGUUUAGAAUAAUUUAGUCUUGGUUGAGGUUCUCUUUAUACAUGAUAACACUAAACAAGACAAAAAUACUAUGUAAAAUGCACACACAUCAUGGUCUUACAACCACAUUGUACAUUUCCUUAUGACUUCAAUUAGGAGAAUUUUUCACCAA
Messenger RNA from Lotus japonicus, 747 nucleotides. RefSeq names its product outer envelope pore protein 16-4, chloroplastic. Gene Ontology annotation, molecular function: transmembrane protein transporter activity. The record is from RefSeq and is a predicted model, not a curated record. The transcript is spliced from 6 exons. Bases 78 to 476 code for a protein of 132 amino acids. Gene Ontology annotation, biological process: protein insertion into mitochondrial inner membrane. Gene Ontology annotation, cellular component: TIM22 mitochondrial import inner membrane insertion complex. Lineage: Eukaryota; Viridiplantae; Streptophyta; Magnoliopsida; Fabales; Fabaceae.